Neoarthrinium moseri is the source of this 1341-nucleotide messenger RNA. RefSeq lists its product as uncharacterized. Lineage: Eukaryota; Fungi; Ascomycota; Sordariomycetes; Amphisphaeriales; Apiosporaceae. The transcript is spliced from 2 exons. The record is from RefSeq and is a predicted model, not a curated record. The coding region runs from base 1 to 1341 and encodes 446 amino acids. Gene Ontology annotation, cellular component: fungal-type vacuole membrane.
AUGGCAUCGGCCUUUCAGGACAACUCUCACUAUGAGCCCAGCAGCCCCCGGACUUCUGUCCAUGGCGGCAGAGGAGAUGCGGUUCAAGACGGCCAGGCCGAUGAAGGUGUCAGGGACUCGUCCUCGGGCGACCAUGUUCGAGAGAAGGCGCCUCCCCCAGUGCCUCUGACCAAAAAGCAGAAAGUCAAGCGUCACUGUGGGCGGUUCAAGUGGUGGUACCUGGCAGGAUUCAUCAUUUUCAAUGCCAUAUUCCUCCCUAUUUUAUUCUUGGUUAUCUUACCAGCCAUUGUGCAGCGUAUAGUUGACGAUCAGUCAAUGCCAGUGAAGGGAGGCGCCUUCGUUGCUAAUUCGCCCACGGAGCUCACCGUUUCUCUGGAGACAUCACUCAAUACACCGUUACCGGCAAGGAUAGACCCGUUGACACUGUUCUUAUACAACAAGGGCACUCCCGAGUUUUCUCCUUUCCUCAACCUUACACUGCCAGAGCAGUAUCUCAAAGGGGAUACGCCGAUCAUUGUCACGAACCAGACCGUUACUAUUACCAAUGACACGGAACUCAUCAGCUGGUUUGACAAUGUCUUCAACCUGCCGCAAGUAGACUUGUCCGUUCGUGGCGACUCGACUGUCCAUCUUGGUGCCCUCCACUCUAAUGCACAUAUCGACAAGACUAUCAGUGUACAGUCGCUCAAUCAGCUCAAUGGCUUUGGGAUCAUCGAUCUGCGAUUGGUUAUGCCGCCUGAUGAGAAUGGAAAUAAUAUUAAGGGAACGCUGAAUCUGCCAAACUGGGGCUCGCUGACCCUUGGCCUCGGUAACAUUUCGCUUAACUUGAUGUCCGGCGAUGUCAGGCUUGGCCUCCUCACCGUCUACGACGUCGUGAUUCCUCCUGGAAAUAACACGAGGAGCUUCGACGGCCAGCUUUAUCUCAACGAACUGGCGCAAAAUUUUGGCGAGAUCCUCGCUAGCCAAGCCGACGCCCUGAACGAUGGCAAGAUUCAGAUCGACGCGACCGGGAACGCUACCAUGGUCAACGGCCAGCACAUCCCCUUCGUCGAGGCCAUCCUCAAUAAGAAACGUGUGACCUCGUACGUACCGGUCACAAAGCUGUUGAGUGAUGUUGUCAAUAGCAUCGCUGGAUCCGACGGUGACGCUUCCCUGGUGGAUAUCCUCGGCGAGGUGUUUGGUAAUACCACUCUCAUUGACCAGAUCGCAAACCGCUUUAACAAGAACGGCACUGUUGCGACUACCAAGUUCAAGAGAUCGGCACCGCUUGGAAAACAGGGUGGCGCUGCAGGCUUGAAUCUACUCAAGUUGGGUAUGAAGAUGGCACUGGCGAAGUUUUAA